Messenger RNA from Sipha flava (yellow sugarcane aphid), 3728 nucleotides. Its product is annotated as zinc finger protein rotund-like. Bases 156 to 2936 code for a protein of 926 amino acids. Gene Ontology annotation, biological process: regulation of transcription by RNA polymerase II. Gene Ontology annotation, cellular component: nucleus. The record is from RefSeq and is a predicted model, not a curated record. Gene Ontology annotation, molecular function: RNA polymerase II cis-regulatory region sequence-specific DNA binding; DNA-binding transcription factor activity, RNA polymerase II-specific. The transcript is spliced from 7 exons. NCBI's taxonomy places the organism in Eukaryota, Metazoa, Arthropoda, Insecta, Hemiptera, Aphididae.
UCCGGCAUCGUUCGUUGUGUACGGUUUUCCCGAGCGCGAGACUUUUUCCACACAUCCAAGUGCACGCACGCACGCGCGAACGCACGCACACACGUACCGUACACGUCGGUCGUCGCGGAAAAACAUUCGGUUUAGUAUUUUUGCGGUCGCGAGCAAUGUCUAGUGCUCGGCAGCGACAAGAGGACGACGACGACGACGACGACACGGUCUCGCGGUCACCGCCGCCGCCGCCACCGCCGCCGCCACCGCCACCGCUUCCACUUCUGCGAUCCUCUCCGCCUCAGCCACCGCCUCCGCCGAUCGUUCCGCCGGCACCGCCAACACUGGAAGACAACGUCGACGGGUCGCCCGCGUCCGCCGCCGUAGCGGCCGCGGCAGCUGCGGCCGCAGCGGCUGCGACGGCCGCCAAACUGCGGCCGGCCGAGUCGUUGAUGCUCAGCCCGUCAUUAUACUACAAACGGUUGUUGGCCGCAAAUGUGGCCGCUACGUUCGGCAAGGCCGUCAAAGCGCACCAUCAACAGCAGCAGCAGCAGCAGCAGCAGCCGCAGCAGCAGCAGCACCAGCAGCAACAACAUCAGCACCACCACCAUCAACACGGUGCCGGCCACCACCAAACCGCGCACAACGUGCACAACUUGCAUCUGGGCGGUGAUGGCGGCGGCGGUGGUGGUCCCCAUCAACAGCAACUCGGCCAUCAGCAACAGCAGCAGCAACCGGCCGCUGGCGUAGGGUCCGCGAGCACCACUUCAUCGGGUGACGAUGAUGACGACGACGAUGACGACGACGACGAAGACAGCAGCGGCGGCCAACACCAUAAGAUCGUCGUCGACCAGGAGAAGGCGGCUUUCUUGUGGCCGUCGCCGGAACAACAGGCCCAACAGCAGCAGCAGCAGCAGCAGCAGCAGCAGCAGCAGCAACAGCAACAGCAGCAGCAGCAGCAGCAACAGCAACAGCAGCAGAACAAUCUAGCUGUGGCCGGUGGCCAGGCGUUAGGACCCGGCGCCGGUGGCCUGAACAACAACAACAACAACAACAACAACAACAGCCACCUGAACGGCAACAAAUGCGGGAGCGGUAGCGGCGCCGGGUCAGCCGUCCACCCGCAGCACUUGCAGCAGCAAGGUGGCGCGGGCACCGGAGCCGGCGGCACCGGUCUGGUGCACUGGAUGUCCAUGAUGGCCGAGCACAUGAACAACGCUGCGGCCACGCAUCACCAUCACCAUCACCCGCACCAUCAUCAUCAUCCUGCCGACCCGGCCAACGCGAUGCAUUACAUGUGGAACACACCGGCCGUCGACGUGCAAUGCGGUGGUCACGGCAAAGAAGUGGACUAUAGCUGGACUAGGCAGACAGCCAUGAAACAAGGCUAUGAGGCUAAAAUGAAUAACAACAACGAUCACAACCAACAUCUUUCAAAAGGAGGUAUGGAAGAUGGUUCUGGUAUGUACCAGCAUCACGGAGGAGGAACACCUAGGUCUCACAGUACGGCGAGUACUGCGAGCAGCGUUUCACCCACUGGAAACUCAGCGACACCCAUGUUAAUUGUACCUCAUCCAAUUAAUGCAACCAAGAUCACAGACGCACAUCACGUAGUCACACAUCAAAACGGUGGAGGAAGAAAAUACACGUGCAAAAUGUGUCCAUCGGGUCGCGGUAGGAAGCGGGGCGUGAACAAAGGUAGAGACGGUCUCGGAUGGUCGAGUGUGGACCACGGAAACCCAGAGAUUUUCGCGUCCAAGUCGGAGUUGCAAUUGCACUCGCAGCUGCAUGUCAAAGACGUGAAACCGUACAAAUGCCACCAGUGCAACAAGACGUUCGCCAACAGCUCGUACCUGAGCCAGCACACGCGCAUCCACCUGGGCAUCAAACCGUACCGGUGCGACAUCUGCCAGCGGAGGUUCACGCAGCUCAGCCACCUGCAGCAGCACAUACGCACUCACACGGGCGACAAGCCGUACAAGUGCCGGCAUCCGGGCUGCAUUAAGGCGUUCUCGCAGCUCAGCAACCUACAGUCGCACUCGCGGUGCCACCAGACGGACAAGCCGUUCAAGUGCAACUCGUGCUACAAGUGUUUCCAGGACGAGCAAUCGCUGCUCGAGCACAUACCCAAGCACAAGGAGUCCAAGCACCUGAAGACGCACAUAUGCCAGUACUGCGGCAAGUCGUACACGCAGGAAACGUACCUGUCCAAGCACAUGCAGAAGCACGCGGAGCGCAUGGACAAGAGGCCGCCGAUCAUUGGCAUACCGCGGGUGGCUCUGGAGAACGGUGCGUACUGGGCCAAGCUGUCGCCGGACACGGCCAAUAACCUUGCAGAGGCCAUGAACCAGCAGCAGCAGCAACAGGAUUGCAUGCAAGGCGGCGCGGCCAACGGCGGCUCCGAUUCCAUGCAGUCGCGCGGUGACUUGAACGCCGGCAGCGGCGGCGGCGGCGGCGGCGGCGGAGGUAGUGCCGGCGGACCGUCCAGCACCGGUGGCUCGGCCGCUGCGGCCGCAGCCGUCGACGACCAACCGUCCAGGCACGGCGGCGGUGGUGGUCAUCUACCGCCCGCGCCGCCCGAGUACCUGACGGACUCCGCGUCCGCGCCCAAGACCAGCACGUCCGCGUUCACGCCUAUCCAAUCGUUCGGGCUGCCCUCGCACCCGCCGCCACCGUCGCACCACCACCAUCAGCAGCACCACCAGCAGCACAACCCGCCGCCCAUGUACCUGCCCUACAAUCAUUUGCCGUUCCCCGGGGCCAAGCAGCUGGGCGCGCACGGCCACCAGCUGUCCCCGAUGACCGGCCCGAUGGACAUGAAGCCAUCCGGCGUCGGCCCCGUGCCCAACAGUUUCCCCAACCAACUGAUCUCGCUGCACAACAUACGGAACUACUCGCACCAGCCGUCGCUCAUGUCCGAACACCUGUUGCACAGCAUGAAGGACAAGGUUCAGUAGUGCACGGCGCCGGUAUCGUGUUCGCCGCCGCGGCCGUACACGUGGUGAAUCCACAGUAACAGCCGGCCACCGCGGCCGUAUACGUGGUAACCGCACGGUAACGCCGGCCACCGCGGUAUCGCCGCGGUCCGACUGUGAUAAACGACACGCAGCGGAUUCGCGGAUUCAUGUUGUUUAUUAUAUCAAUAUUAUUUUUAUUUUUUAUUAUUAUUAUUAUUAUUAUUAUAACUAUUAUUAUUAUUAUUAUUAUUAUUAUUAUUAUUAUUAUUAUUAUUAUUAUUAUUAUUAUCAACAUUACUUUAUGAAAUGUGUUUUAUAUGCAGUUUUUUUGUCCAUUGUCAACGUGUGUAUGUGUCUCAUCGUCAUCUCAAUGUGUCCCCCUCCCUACCAUGAUCCUUUUAUGAGGUUUUUUUUUUUUGUUCACGAGCUAAUAUGAUAGUAUAUACAUUAUUACAUUGAUUAAGUUUUUUUCGGUGUUAAGUUAUUGUGGACCGAGUGUAUACGCGCGAUUUUAUCGCCUCCCGCCGUGAUGAACUGUGUAAAUAGAAUGGAGUUUAUAUAAGAAAAGUUUAUUUGUAUUAUUUUAUUUGUAUUUCGUCUUCUCGUCAAGAUAUUUUUUGUACCCAAGACUGAUGUGCACAUUAUGAUAUAAUUACUGUAUGUUAAAAAAAAAAAAAAACGUUUAAAACGGAACUCGGGCAGUACGACACUAUCGAGAAAAUUAUAAAUAAUACAGUUAUUAUACAAUAUGUUAGAUAUAUCAUUAUUAUUAUAUUUUUUUUUAGUAUUCAU